This is a messenger RNA of Serpula lacrymans var. lacrymans S7.9, 1873 nucleotides long. RefSeq lists its product as uncharacterized. Gene Ontology annotation, cellular component: endoplasmic reticulum. Gene Ontology annotation, molecular function: 3-beta-hydroxysteroid dehydrogenase [NAD(P)+]/C4-decarboxylase activity; 3-beta-hydroxy-Delta5-steroid dehydrogenase (NAD+) activity. The coding region runs from base 263 to 1714 and encodes 483 amino acids. The transcript has 3 exons. Gene Ontology annotation, biological process: ergosterol biosynthetic process. The record is from RefSeq and is a predicted model, not a curated record. NCBI's taxonomy places the organism in Eukaryota, Fungi, Basidiomycota, Agaricomycetes, Boletales, Serpulaceae.
GGUUAGCAUUAUAGGUUGCACGCAGUGUCCAGACUGUCAGACUGAUAUAGUCUUGGAAUGAUGAGAAGAUAGGCUGAAUUUGGAGUCUGGACAUCUCAAUGUUGUGAUCGUACCUGCGCGCUUUCACCAAGGCAGCCCGCGUCUUGUCCGCGGCCUCGUGUGGUUGUCGCCGCCAUGGGCUGAUUUCCUAUCCAUUUCCUGUCUCUCAUAAGAGCAUAAUACCCACCCCGAGUCCAUCCUGCCAGUGCAAGACAGAUCUGUGAUGCCUCUCCUGGCACUCCUGGCUAUUCCAGUUGCCCUGCUCCUCUUCUCCAUUUAUCUCUGGCUCGUCAACCGCUCCAUAACCACAGUUCCUGCCACGGCCCUCCCCUUCUCUCCUCAUCGCUGGACAGUAUCAGACAUCGAGCAAACAGCCGCACGACUCGAGAAGGACCCUAUAAACACCCUUCCGCAUCUUCCACCACCCACAGGCAGGCGCUACAUAGUCGUCGGUGGCUCAGGUCUUGUUGGGGGAUGGAUAGUCCUUCAUUUGCUCCAGCGCGGCGAAGAUCCCGCUAACAUUCGAAUCGUCGACAUUCGCAGACCAGUGCGAAAGGACAUGCUCUCAGGAAAACCCGCCCAAGUGGGUUUUGUUGCAGCUGAUGUACAGGACUCGAAAUCCGUUGGCGCUGCCUUUGCUGCAGACUGGCCCGAUUCAGGUGCUACUUCAGACAAAGGCAUCACAGUCUUCCAUACCGUCGCUUGCAUCCGCUUCUACGAACGCCACUCCUCACUCGUCUCGCGCUCUUCUUCCCUUAACGUCGAUGGCACUCGAAAUGUUCUCGAAGCAGCACAACAAAAUGGCGUAGACAUUCUCGUGUACACCUCGUCUGCCAGUAUCCCGGUCCCUCGCACACAAUACUGGAUUUGGCCAUGGCAAAGGCACGCAAAAACCUUUGUACAACUCGUCAGAGACGACGUUACUGGUGUUGCGCGCAAGCACAAGGACUGCUUCUCAAAUUACUCUUACACCAAGGCUCUGGCCGAAAAGCUAGUAUGUGAUGCUGAUAGUCCGAGUAAAGGAUUCAGGACCGGAUGCGUCCGACCUGGCAACGCUAUAUUUGGUCCGGGCGGUGACCUGAACGCUGGAGCUUAUCUGGUUCGUGGUAUGAACCCAUCAUGGGCAGCUCCUAUGAUACAGUCGUUUACUUACGUAGAAAAUGCCUCUUACGCCCAUUUACUCUACGAACAGCGACUGUUAGAAAAUCAGUCAUCUCCCGGUCCGUCGCAUCCAGAUGUUGGAGGAAAGGCUUUCGCUAUCACGGAUCGAGGAAAUCCUAUUUCUUAUGGUGACUUGUAUCUCGCCCUCAGUACUCUCACCGGAGGCAAAGUCCAGUUCCCAUCUCUACCACCUGCUCCUUUGCUUUUCCUUGCAACGCUGAUUGAAUGGUAUUACAUUGCGCAGAGCUACGUUCCUCGUCUUUUGCCAGCUGUGCAGGGUGAUCUACGAAAUCUGCAGCCCGCCAUGUUUUCCCUCGUCACCAUCCACAUGAAAGUAGAUGAUUCAAAGGCCCAACAGUUGCCACAAAAUGGUGGGCUAGGCUACCAACCGCCUUUUUCAACUCUGGAAGGUGUCUGCCACCUCGUUGAGGAUCACUUGAAGAACGUUGAUUAUGGUCAAGAGCAUCAAAGGACGGGCGGUGGGAUAACACUUGGUUUCCGAGCGAAGAAUUAAGAGGUGUUGCUCUUGUUUUCAAGUUGGGUCACGGCAUUGUGCUUUGAGGUUGUUCGGGUUACUUGUAUCGAGAAAUCAGCGGUGGCGCCCAUGUAAUGAGACCUUGCCCCCAAAAUUACUACUACUGACACAAUAUAUACUUUGAAUUUGGAAUCUUUC